AUGGCACAAGAGAGGUAUAGCCGAGAGCAAGAGCAAGAAAAAGCGGAACGGAAAAUGGCAAAACAACGGCAGGCCGAGGCUUUCAAAAGGGAAAUGGAGCGGCGCGAAAAAGCUGAACAAGCCAGAAGGGAAAAAGAGAUGGCCAUGGAGGAGCAAUACCAAGAUGCCGAAGCCAGAAAGGCGGAGAUGGCGCGUCGAGAUGCGGCAAGGGAAAAAAGGAUUCAGAGUGAAAAAGAUGCUCUGAACAUUUGCAAUGCAGAGAAGAGGCGCAGGGCGGAGGAGCGCAUCGAGUCGGCACUGAGCAAGGACCGGGAGCUGCAGCGAAAGAAACAGGAAGACUUCUUGAGAAGGGAGAGUCAAAGCGGGGAGCGGCGGCGCCAACUCGCCAACUUGAGGCAACAAGAGGAGGAGAGAAAGAGAGAGCAGUUGAGGGCUCAGGAGGAAGACCGCCAAUUGAAGUACAGAAUGGCACUCGCCAAGGAGGAGCAAAGGAAGCAGGCGAUCCACGCGAAGUCAGAGGACAAGGAAAGCAGGCUCCAAGAUAAGACCAAUCGCCAGCGCAAAGAGAAUGCCAUGAGGAGGGUGGAGCGGCGAUUGUAUAGCAGUCUGCGAGAAGACAAGGUGGACGCCAUGCAGAAGAUGCAGACGUACAGCAGGCAACUGCUGCUUGAAAAGAUCAUGGCCGAGAACGAGAGAGUGUGCGCGCUGCUCACGCAGAGGGAGCAGCUGCAGCAGCAGCGCAAGAUGGCCAACAUGGCGGCAUCCAUGCAGAGGCAGCAGAUGAGCGAACUCAUGGAAAAAUUGAAGAAGACUAAGAACUGGAGCAAGCUCGACACGUCAUCAGUUGGGCGACCUGCUACAAGAUAG
Ostreobium quekettii is the source of this 867-nucleotide messenger RNA. NCBI's taxonomy places the organism in Eukaryota, Viridiplantae, Chlorophyta, Ulvophyceae, Bryopsidales, Ostreobiaceae. The record is from the annotation of a GenBank genome assembly.